AUGACUGCCAUCACGAACAAGGUAUUCAAUCAACCCGGGGACUCGCAGACUGUCAACCAGACCACCUUUGCACCACUGCAGUUUGCUCCGAUUGGGUGCAACGUCGAGACCAAGCUCGGAACUGCCAUCACCGACGGCCGACUACAACUUGGGGUUUGGACCGCCGCCUGGUUCUGCCGCAUGGAGACUUUUCGUCCGAAGGGUUGUCCAUGGGUCACGAUACCUCUCCUUUACGUAGUCGACCACAGCUGGCGGAUCUCGUUUGCUUGCCACCGCAGCGAUUGCAUUGAGAUCUUGGAGGAGAUGGAUAUUGGGGAUACAAGAUCAUUGGUAGGGAUAUAUCAGUUGACGGCGGUGUUGAGGGAGCUCGCGACCUGGAUAUCAACAACAUAUCGGGAAUGGAUUGAGCGGGUAUUCCUUGAGACUAGAUGA
Messenger RNA from Fusarium vanettenii 77-13-4, 432 nucleotides. RefSeq lists its product as uncharacterized. The record is from RefSeq and is a predicted model, not a curated record. Lineage: Eukaryota; Fungi; Ascomycota; Sordariomycetes; Hypocreales; Nectriaceae. The transcript has a single exon. The coding region runs from base 1 to 432 and encodes 143 amino acids.